AUGCCUGCUGAACGAUCGAGAGCUGUAAAGCGUACGGAAUCUGGAAACAACUUUGUCUGGACGACACCUGUCGCACCCACUUCCACAUUUGAUGAUGCUAUGAUGCCGAGCUUAGUCGAUGUCCCAAUCGACAUGGACGGCCUUCCUCCCCUGGUUGAUGCUCCGCCUCCACCUUCCGAGUUUAUCCUGUUCCCUCCGGCAGAGGAGACCCCGCCUCCUAGGCGCCAGCCCCAUUCCAAGAAAAAACCCGAUAAUCACAUCCCUCGUCCACCUAACGCGUUCAUCCUCUUCCGCUCCUCUUUCAUUAAAGCCCAGCACGUCUCGACGUCGGUCGAGACCAAUCACUCGACUCUCUCAAAGAUCAUAGGUUUGACUUGGCAAGGUCUCCCCGAGGAGGAGCGUAAAGUCUGGCAUGCAAAAGCCAAGGAAGCCCAGGACGAACACAAGCGUAAAUUUCCUCAAUACGCCUUUAGACCGCUUCAGACCAAGAACAAGGGUGGAACGACGGAGAAACGGAAGGUGCGGGAGGUAGAACCGAAAGAUCACAAGCGGUGUGCAAAGAUAGCGCAACUUCUAGUCGAAGGCAAGAAAGGACGGGAGCUCAACGCCGAGAUUCAAGAAUUCGACAAACAUCACGUUCCAGAGAUAAUUACACGCUUCGAGGCCCCCAUCACUGCUCGGGCUUAUCGCCGUUCGUCAUCUGCCCCCGUUCCAGAGACAGAAAAUUCCCGCGCAACUCAGACUUUCCUCCCAUCCGCGGUUUCGGCGCCAAUUCGGAGGAUUCGCUCAUCCAGUUCAAAGCCCAGUCGAUGUUCGACUCCUGCUUCGCCGCCUCAGGCUGAGAUGCACCUCCUUGCUGACACCGCCGCCGCCGCUAUGAGCGCGCAGUCCAUGGCACUUAAGCGAGAAUCUUCCCUGGAUUUCAAUUCGUUCUCCUUCGACAAUGUCAAUUCUCCCCUUCCGUCCUUCUUCUGCGAUCCCCUGUCAGACGGUAUGGCCCUCCAACAGACAACGGAUGCCUUCGAUCAGGCGCAGUACAAUUCCAGCCUCUCUAUUGACACGGACUUUAUAGACACCUGGUCCCAGUGUUCCUCCCCCGUGUCCCCGGACCCCAGCUACGUCACGAGUCCCUGCUCCCCCUCCUACGGUUCUCCCUUCGACUCUUUCAGUGUCCAGCCUUACAACGAGAAGGUAUACCCUGACUUCAACUUCCCCUCGUACGAGCAAACCAAUAUGGGUAUGGGUGUGGGUGCAUCCCAGCGCUCAGUUCUCAAAUAUCGAACUGGACUUCUCGGCUUUCAUGAUGACCUCGCUUCCUCAAUACGCCUGAACGUCGUACUCGUCACGUCUCCCUCCUCCGGCGUCAAAACUCAACCGGGACCUUCUUGGAUAUCUAACUCUAUGUCUCAACCAUAUCUUUGGACUUUGUGUACAAUAUUCACGCCGGCAAGGCGCGCCUUCGUUCUUCAUGACUCCUUCAAUGGUUCCUCGCACCUCAACUCCACGACUCCCCACGCUCACCCAUUCAUCCAUGUAUGUAUUCAUAUUUGCGAGCUCAAGGCCUUUGACUGCCUGUGCGUUUCCUUCACUUAUACGCUUAUUUCAUUGAUACUGCUCACCACACACACUCCUUCUCGCUGCCUCUCAUUCUCCUCUUAUCUCCUCGGUGUCCUGGGGGCACAUGCGAUCCCUCUCACAUUUAUCGCUUCUUCUUGA
Molecule: messenger RNA, 1716 nt
Organism: Laccaria bicolor S238N-H82
Lineage: Eukaryota; Fungi; Basidiomycota; Agaricomycetes; Agaricales; Hydnangiaceae
Exons: 4
Coding region: 1-1716 (571 amino acids)
Biological process (GO): regulation of transcription by RNA polymerase II
Cellular component (GO): nucleus
Molecular function (GO): DNA-binding transcription factor activity, RNA polymerase II-specific; RNA polymerase II cis-regulatory region sequence-specific DNA binding
Source: RefSeq, a predicted model, not a curated record